This is a messenger RNA of Pseudopipra pipra, 3015 nucleotides long. Its product is annotated as mucin-2-like. Gene Ontology annotation, cellular component: cell surface. The record is from RefSeq and is a predicted model, not a curated record. The annotation marks the transcript as partial. Gene Ontology annotation, biological process: cell-matrix adhesion. The transcript is spliced from 7 exons. NCBI's taxonomy places the organism in Eukaryota, Metazoa, Chordata, Aves, Passeriformes, Pipridae.
CACAACUCCUCACCCACAGGCUGCCCCUCCGAGCCCAUCACUGCCACCACCAUCGCCACGAACCUCCUGUUAUCCCUGGAUUACACCUCUGAGGAGUUCAACCUGUGCCUGAGCAACGAUGUCUUAAUGGAAAACCUGGAGGCUCUGCUGGACAUGCCGUUCACCGUGGAGUACCACGAGGUCAUGAAAGAAAAGGUGGACCAGACUUACCCGUCGGGGAUCCCGGAGGAGCAGCUGAGGCGCCUGGGACUGCUGGCCCGCCUGUACUCGGAGGAGGAGAUCAGUCAGUGGUCAGUGACGUCCAAUGACACACUGGCAGCCCUGCUUGACCCCUCGGGAGGGCGCUGGGAUGAUUCCCAGGUGCAGCAGCUGCUCAGCAGGUACCUGACCCUGGGGGGCACCUUGACCGGGCCCCUGCUCCAGGCCAUCGGGGGCAGAUGCCUGUGCAACCUGCAGGAGGAGCAGAUGGAGCAAAUCCCCGCCCAAGCAAUCGGGACUGCUGGGCAGUUAGACAUUUCUGCCUGCUCCCAAGCCAAGAAGGAGCUGCUCUACAGGAAGGCUCGGGAGGCCUUUGCUGACCUGGCCAACACCCCCAGUGUGUAUUACUGCCGGCUCCGGCCAUACCUGGGUGGAGCUCCAGCAGAGGACCUGAAAGCCUUGGCCAAUGCUGGCGUGGCCAUAGACAUGGAUAUGGACACCUUCCUGUCCCUAAAUCCCAAGGAACUGCAGAAACUCAGUGUCAUGGACGUGAAAAAUUUGCUCGGGGAAAACCUCCCCGAGCUGAAGAAAGCUGAGAACGAGCCCAUGGUGAUGGGCUGGGUGGAGAGACAGUUCCAGAGGGAGCUGGACCGUGUCCUGGGAAUCGGCCUGCAGGGAGGGAUGGAGGACCCCACGGGGACAACCACGCCUGCUGCCCCCCCCACCACAGCCAGUGUCACCUCCACAGCCACCAGCCCUGUGCCCACCACCCUCUCAACUGUCCCCACCUGUCCUUGCUCCACCACCCCAGAUAUUGUCACCUCCACAGCCACUGUCCCAACCCCUCCUUACUCCACUACCCCAGCCAGCGUCACCUCCAGAGCCACUGUCCCCACUUCCAUCACCCUCCCCACUGUCUCCACCCCUCCUCAUCCCACCACUCCAGCCAGUGCCACCUCCACUGGCACUGUCCCUGUGCCCACCACCCUCCCCACUGUCCCCACCCCUAUUGCCACUACCACCCCCCCGACCACCCAGUCAAGUACAGUCCCCCUCCAGACCCCCACCCCAAGUGCUCUCAGCCCAACCCCCCUAAACAACAGUCCCCCCUCCACUGAGAGUCCCCCUGCCACUUCCACUGCCACCUCCACUGCUCAUCCCACUCUGACCACCUCCAUCGCCCCCCCGUGCUCCACCCACCCGUCUCCCACCACAAAUAAGGCCACCCCGUCUCCUGUCCCCCUCCUCCCCACCACCCUGGCCCCUGUCAACCCCAACACCACCUCUCCCAGCUCUGUCCCAGUCCCUGCUGUCACCUCCAGGGCCACCACCAGCACCAGUGUCGGCACUGACCCAGCUGGUACCACCCACAGCACCAGUUCCCCUCUGGUGCCCGUGAACACCCCAGCACCCGGGGGGACCACUCACCCUGCUCCUGCCACCCACAGCACUGUCAUCCCCAGCACCCACAGUGCUGCCAGCACCCCUGUCCCUAAUCCCACCUCUGCUCCCACUGCCACCCCUGUCCCUAAUCCUACCUCUGCACCCACUGCCACCCCUGUCCCUAAUCCCACCUCUGCUCCCACUGCCACCCCUGUCCCUAAUCCUACCUCUGCACCCACUGCCACCCCUGUCCCUAAUCCCACCUCUGCUUCCACUGCCAUCCACACCACUGUCACCUCCAUCUCUAAUCCCACCUCUGCUCCCACUGCCACCCAUCACACCCUCACCUCUGUCUCUAAUCCUUCCUCUGCAGCCACUGCCACCCACACCACCAUCACCCUGAGCACUCCCAGUGCUCCCAGCACUCCUGUCCCUAAUCCCACCUCUGUUCCCACUGCCAUCCACACCACUGCUCUCCCUGUCCCUCACUCCCCCUCUGCACCCACUGCCACCCACAGCUCUGCCCGCCCUGUCCCUCUCUCCACCUCUGCUCCCACUGCCCCAGCCACAAGCCCCCCUCCCCACAAGCCCACCCCAGUUCCCAGCUCCACCAUCUCCACCCAAAAGAGCAUCAUCUCCUCCACGCCCGAGACCACCACAGUGCCCUGCCCGACCAGUGGCUCCCCGGGAUUCCCCAGCCCUUCCUCCACCACCACCAGCAGUGAGGCCACCAAACCAACCCCCGGAGCUGUGCCGGAGUCACCGCGACCAACAUCCAACGGACACAUCAACCUGCAGCCCAAGCCUGAUUCAGGACCCAGACUGUCCUCCUGCCUCAUCCAUGUGCUGGCUGUCACCGUGGGGACCCUGCUACUGCAGGGGCUGCUCUGAGUCCCCCCCUCAGCACCACACCCACCCCAUCCCUCCUUCAUCUCCACCACCCUGCAACACAAUGGUGCUGGGAAAUUCCCUGCUGGAAAAGCAGAAACCUGGGAAAGGAAGAGAACUCCUCCAUUUGAUACCAGCACAGAACGGGAUCAUUAUUUUUGAGGCUGGGCAGUGAAAGGAGAACUGGUAUUUUUCAGCCCAGAGAAGCCCCACGGGUACUUACUAGCAGUUUACUCCAUGUAGUACCAGCAGUGCUGAGUGCUCUGACAGGGCAAUAACACCAGGCCCACUUCUACCAGGGGCUUUCCUUCUAAGGAAUCCCACUGGGAUCUGUGAAACAGUGGGACAACUCAGGGAUUGGAGUCACUGGCCACUGCAAAAGAAGCAGAACACAGCCCAGCAAUGCAGCUGAGAGAUCCCCAAAAUGGCAUUUACUCAUUUCAUGAACUGCUUUUUGAUCCAGAUCUGUUCAAACUCCACGAAGACUCCCAUGGGAUGAUUCACUGAAGAUAAUUUAUCUUGAUAACUGGUGCAAUGCUAUACAAU